AUGGAAGAGAGCUGGACUUCAAAUACAGCUGUGUGCUGCACAAACUUGACUGCUCUGAAUACUAAACUCUGGUUCCUCUGCCAAUUCCAUGGGCAAGAAUUCCGGAGGCCUGAGUUGAAAUGUGCAGAUAAAUACUCAGUGCUGGAGUUCUUGGUGCCAAAGCACACAGAAUACUUACCUCUGCUAUGGAAAUCUUGGAAGAACAGAACUUCUGUUUUUAAUAUCUCUGAGGAUUUAGAGCAGUUCUUAGACGACUUAUUACCUUUCAUAAAACUGACUCCUACUUUAAAAGUCUCUUGGUGGCUUACCUAUAUUAAAAAGAGGAAAAGAAUACUUUUUGAUUCCACUGAGUUUUCUCUUCUCUAUUGA
This is a messenger RNA of Rangifer tarandus platyrhynchus (Svalbard reindeer), 369 nucleotides long. Lineage: Eukaryota; Metazoa; Chordata; Mammalia; Artiodactyla; Cervidae. The record is from the annotation of a GenBank genome assembly.